CACUGCCGGUGUCAAACAGACUACAACUUGAUUUCCUACUGCUGACUUUGGUUCAAUCUAAGCAGCUACUGCACUGAUCAAAUGUUCAUCAUUUUGUAUCAUAUCGCUUUUUUUUUAUUUAUUCAUUGUUUUCCUCAGAACAUUUGUUCUUUCCUCCUUUGACCAAAUGAAGUACCCAAUUCUUGUGUAUCUAUAUAUUUUAUAUAAAUAAUUGUGUUCAACAAGUGCGAGCACAAGCAAUUUCUGUUGCUUCUAAAUUUGAAGAAGAGCAAUUUCUUUAGUAAAGCAACACUUCCCUUAUCAUUAUCCUAUAUUCGAGAUGACGGCAAGUUACCACAGACUAUUUGUCCAGGCUGUAAUAUUCAGUUGGAGGCAACAGCGCAAUUCUUUGAGCUGUUGGUGGCUGGCCAGCGUAAGAUACGUGAACUCUGGAAAUGCCAAGUCGAACAACAGCGCAAGGCAGAACGCUUGCGUAAUAAGAAAGAGAGUACGGAGCUCAGAGCAGAAGAGAUAGAGAUGGAUGGUGCAGUUCAGUAUGAUGAGGAUCAACAAUAUGAGCAACAAAUUAUUAUUAAAAUAAUGCCAGAUGGAUCUGUGUACACAGCUGAGCAUGAGAUGAGUCUGCAAAUGGAGGGUUUGACGAAGCCAAGGAGGAAACGCGGACGUCCGCCAAAAGUGCACACAGAGGCUGAGGCAAUACAGGAAAAUCUGGAAGCUCCGAGUCAAGACGAGGAGGAUAAACAGGAAGAAGAGAUUGACGAAGUGGACGGCGAUGGUAGGCGCAGAAGAAAGCGCAAAGUUCCCAAAAGAUUUAUGGAAGCAGUGCAAGGAAAGGAAUUGGAAAGGAUAUUCAAAGAGGAAGGUGUGCUCGAUGAGGAAGACGAUGACCCUGAAUUGUUCGAUGAUUUGGAAGAGCCGCUAAACUCUGCCGUGCAGGACGGUCAGAAAGAAGUCAUUGGUCGCCUGGAAACAGAAGAGGGCAAGGACUUGGGCGAGGUGGUGACCGUGAAUCGCGGACGAGCACGGACAAAAUCGAAGCUUCGCCGUCGAAAGAACAAAUUCACGUGCGGAGUGUGCGGCAGGGGUUUCCUCCAACGCAACAGAUACAUAAUACACAAGAAUUUUCACAAAGGCGUCAAAUACGAGUGCGCACAAUGCAGGGAUAUCUUUGACAGUAAGGAGAACCUGGAAUUGCAUCAGAAAACAGCUCGGCACAGCUCGAGUCCUGAAGUCGAGGAAAGCGCUGACACCGACGCGAACUUGUCGCUCGAGAAAACAGAGACGCAGAACGCGGAGGAGAAUAUAUUCGCGGCGACGUCGGAGGUAGCGGAAAGCUCGAGCGAUGCGAUUCACAAGUGUGAAAAGUGCGACAAGCAGUUCGACUCGAAGCAGGAAUAUGAACUGCACGCGAGGAUGAUGCACGAGCAGCAGAAAUUCACUUGCAACGUCUGCAACAAAACGUUCUUGCAGCAGUCGAAUUUGAAGAUGCACAUGGCGUCACACGGAAAAAUCAAGCCGGACAAGGAAUACCCUUGCGAUGUCUGCGGCAAGGUUCUAAAUCAUCCCAGUUCCGUCGUGUAUCACAAAGAGGCUGAACACAACAAUGGUCGUCGUUUUGUUUGCAACAAGUGCGAUAAGAGUUUCAAGCACAAACAACUGCUGCAGCGACAUCAGCUGGUGCACUCGGACGAUCGGCCGCACGUCUGCACGGCCUGCAACGCUAGUUUCAAGACAAAAGCGAACUUGAUUAAUCACCAGUCGACUCACACCGGCGAGAAAAAGUAUUUCUGUGAGAUUUGUAAGCAGCAGUUUGCGCACAAAACUAGUCUCACGUUACAUUACAGAUGGCACAGUGGUCACAAGCCAUAUACCUGCAAGGUUUGUCAGAAGAGUUUCUCGCAGAACGGUAAUCUGCAGGAACACAUGCGCAUUCACACCGGCGAGAAACCGUACUCUUGUGACUUUUGCGGGCGGAAGUUUACCACGUCCUCGCAAUUCAAGCUGCACGUAAAACGGCACACGGGCGAACGGCCGUGGAAAUGCGAGUUUUGCGCAAAGUCCUUCUUGCACAAAGAUACGUGGAAGUGCCACGUACGUCGGCACAAAGGGGAACGUCCAUUCCAGUGCGUUCACUGCAGUCGCGGAUUUACCGAACAGUGGGCGCUGAAGAAACAUCUUCGUUUGCAUACUGGUGAGAAGCCCUACUCUUGCGACUUGUGCGGAAAGACUUUCGCCGACUGCUCUAAUCUAACGAAGCACAAGAAGGUUCACAGGGAAGAUAAGAUGCUAACUGUGGACGGGUCAGAAGGGUCCCCGAUCGGCCAGGUCUGGCAGAUCCUACCCAAUUCGCAGGAAACUGAAGACCAGACGCUCAGAGAUCCAAUGAUUGCCACCAAUGAAACGUCCGCUGAUGGUAUCCAACAGAUCAUCUACGUAUCCUAUCAAGAUCCUGAUGAUCCGAAUCAAUCGCGAACUUUACAUUUUGUUGACGCCAGCAUGAUGAAAAACAAAGACGAGAUGACGCAAGAUGCGAAUUCUCUGCCGCGUUUGGAUGUCGAGAACGACGAAAUGAUUGCUGAUAAAAUUGUAAAUAAUCCAGUCAGCAAUAGUGAGGAACAGUCGGGAAUAGAAUUAUCGGACUCGGACUUACAGUUACAGAUCACUGAUGAAGAUGGAAAUCCGAUUCCGAUAUCUAUCCAAGAGGCUCGACAGCUUCUCUCUCAGGGACAUUUCAUUAGCCAGCUCGACGGUCAGAUUAUCAAAGUUCAUCCUGGGAUGUUUGCUCAACAACUUCAGGCCCUAAAUAUCCACGUUGACCAGGAAGUCCCCGUCGCCGCGGAAAACGGAAUCAUGACGCGCCCAGACGCGUCCCAGAAGAACGUCGAGCCGUUGUCCGUGUCUCAGACCGAUGCAGAAGCAAUCGUCCAGGCACUCGAGGACGAAGACACCGACGCUACGGCAGUCGCGACGAUUAAUCAGCUGGAGGGAGUCGAGCAAUCUGGAAUUACGGACGGUGAGCAGGCGAUCGAAUUUAUGACUCAGGAUGGACAGAAGGUCCGCGUCUUGACAUCGUAUCCAGUCGAUCCGAUGCAGCUCACCCCAGAGUACCUGACUAUAGUAUAAACAAGAUUUAUAUGUGAUAAUCUGAAUAUCUGUGUGUAUCUAUUCCUCUGUACAGGAUGUCUGGUAAUAACCUAGAGCAUUCCGCCUAUAUUGCGCAGGCGAAAUCUGAAGCGAGACGCUCUGAUCUGGAUAUCUUAAUUACGGUAUAAGAUUUUUCGCUUCAACUCGAUGCACUGUACCUCCAUACGAGCGUUAGCUAAGUUAUUACUGGGCACCCUAUAUAUAGAUACAGAUGGAUAAAUGUGCUCUUUUUUUAUAAGUAUUUUCGAUGUCAAAUCUUUAGUGCAUGUAAGAUCAGUAAGGUGUAAAAUACUUCAAACAUUUCGCUGGGUUUUUAAUUAGAUUUUUAAGAAGAUUGUGUGGAUACUUCUUCGAAAUGACAUUGCUAACUCCAUCGAAGCUUUUUAGAUCACUAUAAGUCGCUUGUAACUUCCCCAUCUACUUCGGAGUACGAAACGAUUGUACAUACAUACACUUUAGUAUGUUUUUAGAUACGUGAAGGCGUACGCGGGAGUAUUUAACACCUAGUUACAUUUAUAAGUUACAACGAGAUGCAUUUUACAUGUUACUAUACACUAAAUAUAAUAAAGAAAAAGAUCAACAUUGA
This is a messenger RNA of Ooceraea biroi (clonal raider ant), 3730 nucleotides long. RefSeq names its product zinc finger protein 665. The record is from RefSeq and is a predicted model, not a curated record. Gene Ontology annotation, biological process: regulation of cytokine production; regulation of immune system process; negative regulation of transcription by RNA polymerase II. Gene Ontology annotation, molecular function: DNA-binding transcription repressor activity, RNA polymerase II-specific; RNA polymerase II cis-regulatory region sequence-specific DNA binding; zinc ion binding. Gene Ontology annotation, cellular component: nucleus; nucleoplasm. NCBI's taxonomy places the organism in Eukaryota, Metazoa, Arthropoda, Insecta, Hymenoptera, Formicidae.